Messenger RNA from Lampris incognitus (smalleye Pacific opah), 1859 nucleotides. RefSeq lists its product as uncharacterized. The transcript is spliced from 5 exons. The coding region runs from base 87 to 1859 and encodes 590 amino acids. The record is from RefSeq and is a predicted model, not a curated record. Lineage: Eukaryota; Metazoa; Chordata; Actinopteri; Lampriformes; Lampridae.
UAAUGGAGUAAAAAGUGACGACACGCUUUUAUUUAGUGAGAAGCCUCGAUCUGCAUGGAACCGACGGGUCUACAAGACGUUUUCAAAUGUAUAACACUCCUUUGCAGCAAUGGAGGAUAUCGGUCUGGCUCCAAAACCUACAAAUGACCUCCCUGCACACUGGCCUGCAGCCACCGAGACAUUCGGAGUGCAUCAAGUCCAGCCGGGUGCACAUGAAUGAUGCAAGCAGGAAAUGUGAUUUGGAGAAAGACAGACCUUCCAGAAAAAGGUACUACUCAGUAAUCGCAGAACCCAUAAUGAUUCCUCAGUGCCUGCCUCAGAACCCCAUCGCUCUGGACUCAAAUACUUCACACCUAAAUCCUGUUUCCAAAAAUGGUAGUGGCAGUUUGGAGCGGGUAGGGCCCGCCAGAAAAAAAUCCAUAUCCAGAGUUGCAGAACCAUCCAAGUGGAAACAAAACAAGCAGAAACAGCUGAGGAUGGAGGGGAAAGCGUACAUAAGCAAGCGAAAAAAAGACGGCAAGACUGUGACCAAACAACCAAGGGCCAUUGGACCAAGAUGCACUUCAAAUGCAUGCAAAAAGGCAUCAAACCGACUUUGUAAUGACAUCAGUGAAGAGGGCAGGAAGAAACUGUUUAAUGACUUUUGGCAGAGAAUGAACUGGGCUCAGAGAAAAGUCUAUGUGUCAGGACUAGUGAACUGCAACCCCGUGGAAAGAUCCCGGGCAGCUGGAGCCGCAUCACGAAGAUCGGUGUCACUCCACUAUCAUUUGAGGGUGGAUGGCAAAAAGAAACAAGUGUGUAAAAUCAUGUUUCUGUCCACCUUAGGAAUAGGAGAGUGGUCUGUCCUGAACUGGGUGCAAAAAGUGACCAAAAAGUGUGAGCUGAGUGAAAAUAAGCUGGAAAAUAUCCAGGCAGUCCCACAACCCAAUCAGUCUCAUUCUCCAGUCACUAUACAAAUAAAUCAGGGAGAACAUGCCACAGACAAAGACAAAAGCACAGCAGCACCAGAGCUCGAAAGUCCAGUCAGGAAGAAAUCGAGGGUCGCCAAACCGCUGACAUGGAAGCAGAACAGACAGAAGCAACUCAGGAUGGAGGGUAAACAGUACAACAGUAAACGAAAAAAAGACGGUGCAACCGUGACUAAAGAGCCAAGAACUAUGGGGCAGAGGUACAUGUCAAACGCGUGCAAAAAGGCAUCGAACCGCUUCUGUGCUGACAUUAGUGAAGAGGUGAGGAAGGGCUUGUUUGACGAGUUCUGGCAAGGAAUGAACUGGAUGCAGAGAAAGGUCUAUGUGGCGGGAUUAGUUGACCGCGACCCCGUGGAAAGAACCAGAGCACCAUGGACCCAGUCGAGGAGAUCGGUGUCACUGCGCUAUCAUUUGAUAGUGAACAGUGACAGAAAACAGGUCUGCAAAAAGAUGUUCCUCUCCACUUUAGGAAUCGGAGAGUGGUCUGUGCUGAAUUGGGCCCAAAAUGCCACAGCCCACAAUACAGAACCAGAUGGGAACAAGAAGAAGAGAAUCCCCAGAAAGUCCCGUAAAGCUUCAGAGCAUUCAAUCCUGAAGGAGUUCCUCGAGAGUUUACCCAAAGUGCCCUCCUACUACUGCGGGACAUCCAUCUCCAAAUUUUAUCUGGAGCCCAUGUUCUCUAACAUGUCCGAGGUUUACCGGCACUACAACAGCCACUGCGUGCAGAGACAAACCACGCCGCUGUCUCGCCAGGUGUUCUGCGCUGUGUUUAAAAAAAUGGAUUUAGGGCUGUGUGAUCCAAAGAAGGAUCAGGGCUGCUCUUUUAACAUGACAGGGUUCAAUGAGAUUUGGGAGGAGUACUGCAUGGAGAGGGAAGCUCCAGGUUCAUGA